AUGGCGUCGCUCGCCAUCGCCGACACCGUGACUGGUCUUUUGGGUGUGCUCGAGGCCGUGGCGACGACGCUCGCGAGUGCCGCCGAGUUGCGACGGAAAUGGGGCUACGACGACGCGACCGUCUUAUCGCUAGAAAACCAACUUCUCACCUUGCAGGGUGUCGUCAGUCAGACCAAAUAUCGCGUCGAACAGGCCAUCGCUUCGCAAUAUGGAGCGCCCGCUCUACAUGUUCAGCUAGUCCUCUAUCUGGACCGGUGCAUUACCUGUUGUCGGCCGCUCAUUGCGAGGAUAGACGGCGAUAUACUCCAGCAGCAUCGACUAGCCGCUAGCGGGCCGAGGAGGAGCAUGUCCAAGCUCAUGAUGAGAAUGAGGAGUUCCAAAAAGGAUGCCAACCCCAUGGCUCAACCGCAGCAAUCGUUAUCGGGACAUCGCCCCAGCAGUUCGAUACAACAUUCGCCGUCGUCCUCUUCCAAGGCGUCAAAACUCGAGGAAGCACUACCAGUCAUACAGCAUCACAUGGCAGCCUGGACGCUGAUCCAGCAAGUCUGCAAUAGCGCUGCAAUUUCCCAGCAAGAAUAUAUUCUUGCAUCUCCGCAAACCCACGUCAUUUUUCAAGCCAUGGAGGAGACGGCGGCGUGGGUUUAUGCAAACAGAGACGCCACUUCUAUACUCUCAUCACCUUCAUCAUCAACAUCUUCGCCAGCAGACUUUUCACCUCAUAGCACAUCGACCGGGUCUUCAAGCUAUGAUCCACAUUUCACCACACAUGCAUAUCAUCAGUGGCCUCAUCAACCAACGACGGUGGAUGAAGCGUUGGGUUACCAAAUGGAGGCCCACCCAACAGAGGCCCACCCAACGGAGGCCCAAACUUCGAGCAGCGGUAAAGCCGUAGCUGUUUACACCAGUCAUGCCGAGGAGGCUGACAAGUUCUUGGCCGAGGAAUACCGCGUGGAAACACAUGACAAGUUUAGUGUAAUACCGCCUACACCCACAACACACGAGAAGGAAGCCGUGGCUGGGCCAAGCAGAGGACCCGUCGAGACUAGGGAGAAAUUCAGCAUAAUACCUUCAGGAAAAGAUGCAAGGUAUCGUGGUUCCGGCUCAGGUAGUACAUCCGUCGAAACGAGGGAAAAGUUUAGCAUAUCAACACUACCACAGGUGGAUGAAAAGAUGGUUUCCGGUCCUAGCCAAAUACCCGUCGAGACCAGGGACAAGUUUAGUGUCGAUCCAGUCCACUCGCCCAUGGAUAGCGGAAAAGUGCUGGUUGACUGGAGCGCCCUGACACCAAUCGAUCCCCAGGACAAAUUUACAGUCACAAGCCCAAGCUCCUCCAUUGCCAGUGACACGACAUUGGCCUCGACCUUUCGUACCAUGUCACUGAAAGAACAAAAUCCGUCACUCAAGAGCAAGUGGCUGCGGCGUGGACUUUCCUCGGCGUCGAGUGGAGGGAGCGAGCCCCAGAAGCGGUCGCGCGCCAUUGACCAAGAUUUGAAAAAGGAAAAGAAGAAGAAGAAGCAAAACGAGUACAAAAUCUUGCUACUGGGAUCCGAGUCACGAUCAUACCUCUUGUCGGCAGCACAUCGAAAGGAGCAAAAGAAGCUGUCGGAGCAAGAUCUGCUCGACUAUCGGAUUGUCAUCAUGUCAAACAUGGCCAAAUGCAUCCACGCGCUUGUGGAGCAGAUGCGGAUUGCCGAGGUACGCAAGGAUUCAAGAUACCUGUGGGCCUAUGUCGAGUUGAUAGAGGAGUAUCUCCCGGAUCAUGGUAUAAAUACCUGGCCAGCAAGAGAAUUGGAUGAACGGUUCUAUGAGGCACUGCAGACGAUUGUCUCGGACUCGCUCGUAUCGGACCUCAUUCAAAAGUCUUCCUUUGAUAAAAGGGCACACUGGCCGGGACCUGCAAAACAUUACUUUGAUUCAAUACCACGGAUAUCGGCCCAGGAUUAUAAGCCCAGUGAGCUAGAUAUCCUACAUACAACGACAUACAUGGCCAAGACGAGAGGCGUCAACGUCAUAAGGAUCAAGGACGCGGAAAUCGGGGUGGAGUUCAUCGACGUCGGUGGACUGUCGGGCAAAAAGGGCAAAUGGAUUCACCAGUUCGAGGCAGCCGUCUUUGUCGUUUUUGUGAUUGACAUGGAGGAAUGCCAACAUUCGGGGCAAGUGCUGGAGACGAUAAAAAAUGUCGAGGCCGUCAUUGACUCGCCUUGGUUCAAGGAGGCGUCGAUCCUGCUACUCAUCAACAAGGCCCCCGAACCCAGCAAGAAGGAGGACCGUACCAUUUACAACAAUGUCCUCAAGACAACCACGUCCAUGCUCGAGACGUUUCAGGAAAAGCACGUCGGGCGUGUCAUGCUUGCGACGGGCGUCAUAAUGGGUGGCGGCAAGCAGGUGAUUGAAAUCAUUUUGGGGAACCUGAGGGAUGCCAUUUUGAUCAAGACGUUGAGGCUCCAGACGAAAUUACUUUGA
Messenger RNA from Pestalotiopsis fici W106-1, 2463 nucleotides. RefSeq lists its product as uncharacterized. NCBI's taxonomy places the organism in Eukaryota, Fungi, Ascomycota, Sordariomycetes, Amphisphaeriales, Sporocadaceae. Gene Ontology annotation, molecular function: GTPase activity; guanyl nucleotide binding; G protein-coupled receptor binding. The transcript is spliced from 3 exons. Gene Ontology annotation, biological process: adenylate cyclase-modulating G protein-coupled receptor signaling pathway. Gene Ontology annotation, cellular component: heterotrimeric G-protein complex. The coding region runs from base 1 to 2463 and encodes 820 amino acids. The record is from RefSeq and is a predicted model, not a curated record.